CGUUGCAGUUCGAUGUCCGUUGCAGAACCCAAGCGCAAUCAAGCCAAGCAGAAGCAGAAAGAUCAAAAGACUCAAGCUCCAGCAAAUGCAACCGAACGCCUGAAAACCGUCGUACGCCGCCUACCUCCCAAUCUCCCCGAAGAGAUAUUCUGGCAGAGCGUCCAAACAUGGGUCACAGAUGACUCUGUCACUUGGAAAGUGUAUCAUGCCGGGAAGUUGCGCAAGAGGGCAAAUCAGGAAAAUGUCCCUUCGCGUGCGUAUAUUGCAUUCAAGAAUGAGGAGGUGCUUGCGACGUUCAGCCGUGAAUACGAUGGUCAUCUCUUCAGGGACAAGACAGGCAACGAGUUUCAGGCAGUAGUCGAGUUCGCUCCGUUCCAGAAGAUACCCCCCGAGAAGAAAAAGGUCGAUGCGAGACACGCAACGAUCGAUAAAGACGAAGAUUACAUCUCUUUCCUCGAAACGCUCAACAAUGCUGAGAAGUCUGAGCAUGUGUCCCUUGAAACAUUGAUCGCAGCAUCUCAACCACCCGCCGCGCCAAAAACUACGCCUCUUCUUGAGGCACUGAAGGCAGAGAAGUCAGCUCAGAAGGACAAGGAAGCCAUCCUCCGUAAUCAUGCACACUACAAGGACAUUUCUGUCGCAUCUACCAUUAGGAAAGAAGAGGUCAAGAAGAAAGCUCCCGCCCCUGCUGCAGCAUCGCAGAAGCAACCCGAAGUCAAACCUGCUGCUCCCCUUAGUCGUAAAGCGAAAAAGGCCGCUGCAGCAGCAGCGGCAGCACAGCAGUCUGGUUCUCCGGCUCAGACCACGCCAACGAUUCCCCCUGCGCCGAAAGGCACAUCUGCAGGGCAUGCUAAUUUGCCAGCCAAGCCUCCUCCACAAGCACCUGCUGCUCCUCGACAACGCCCUGCCUCACAGAGUCGCCAGCAGGCGCCUAAAGUGCUUGCUGCGCCUCUCCCUCCUAAACCAGCGGUACAACCUACUCCUGCCAGUGCAGAGGUCACGCCACCUGCAAACAGUCGCAGGGGACGUCCAGUCGUUGGUCUGGGACGACAAUUCGAGGCAGCGUUAAAUGGUGCGGUCGGCCCUGGCGGAGGAAAGAAACGCGAGAAAGAUACUCAACCAACUCCUGCGAGCGAGGCUGUGCAAAAAGAUGUUGCGCAAAAACCUAAGGAUAUCCUUGCAUCGUCUUCUUCCAGCCCCGGUGUCCCUAGUAUUCUGCAACGCGGGGAUGGACACCACACUGGGAACCCUACGAUUAUGCAACGCCCUCAGCCUAGUCAUGUUCCUGAAAGUCCCGCUGCUACUGAAUCGCAUAUUAGCAGAGGAGGGGCGCCAAGGAGAGGGCGUGGCAGAGGUAGGGGAGCUCCUCGUGGUGGCUAGGUGCGGCACCAGUCUGCAAGCCUGGUUUUUGUCCGCCAUAAAUGCCUCGCGAGAUUGGUGGAGAUCCUUUCUGUUGUGCUGCACGGUUCACUUUACUUCGUUGCAAGGCAGUUGGCAGUUGGAAUCCAACCGAGCUACGAAAGGUAGUGACGUGCUAUGUAUGUUCACUUUGCGCCGGCCCAGCACCAAUCUCUUGCGGCAUGACUGAUCCUUUUACGAAUCCCUUUGAAGUAGAUUUGACGUCGGUAGUCAGACCCCGUACCUCCAUGCAUAGUGUUCGCUAGUCGUUCUCUUACACGCAGAGGAAUUAGCAAUCAAGAAG
Suillus bovinus is the source of this 1702-nucleotide messenger RNA. Its product is annotated as Smg-4/UPF3 family-domain-containing protein. Gene Ontology annotation, cellular component: cytoplasm; nucleolus. Gene Ontology annotation, molecular function: mRNA binding. The coding region runs from base 13 to 1380 and encodes 455 amino acids. Lineage: Eukaryota; Fungi; Basidiomycota; Agaricomycetes; Boletales; Suillaceae. Gene Ontology annotation, biological process: nuclear-transcribed mRNA catabolic process, nonsense-mediated decay; positive regulation of translation. The record is from RefSeq and is a predicted model, not a curated record. The transcript is spliced from 5 exons.